AUGAUUUUUUCACGAUUUGGCCCUAUUAGUAGUUGUGAAAUUAUUCGUGAUAAGAAAACUGGAGAUUCUUUAUGUUAUGCAUUUAUUGAAUUCGAGGAUAAAGACGAUUGUGAAAAUGCUUAUUUCAAAAUGAACAAUGUGCUGAUAGAUGAUAAAAGAAUCAAAGUUGAUUUUUCACAAUCGGUUUCUAAACUUCAUCAAGAUUGGAUUUCUACUAAAAAUAUUUUAAAAGAAAUCUGGAAAUUUCCUUUUGAUAUCAUUGAUGUGGCACUUGUAAAUUCUUCAUCAAAUCAUAGCUAUAGUAAUAGUAAAGAAGUAAAUAAGUUUGAUUGGAUAAUUACUUGUAUAGUUCUUGAUGAUAAUGGGAAUUUUUGGAGAGUUGAGUCACAUAUAAAAGGAGAGAAAAGUGAAACAACAUUUGAUCCACUUAACAAUCAAUCAUCCACAUUCACAUCUGAUACUACUGGAUUAAAUCCGGUCACUAAAAGAAUGCAUCCAAUUGAAUUCUAUGAAAAAGACAUUAUUUACAAAUAUACCAAAAGUAAUAUAUAUUACUUAAUGCCAUAUGACAUUUCAAAUGUUCAUGUAAUUGUUUCUUUAAAAGAUAGUAAAACUUUUAAUAAUAACAGUGAGUCAAAUGAACUACCAAAAGAACCAUUACAGACUUUAACUUAUUCCAUCUCAUUAUCUGAUAUGACAUCAAUAUGGGAACAUGAUGUAGAAAUAAAUUUAAGAUUUUUACAAUUUCCUAUAAUGAUUAAUCUUGGUUUGACAUUUUCACUUCCA
Molecule: messenger RNA, 786 nt
Organism: Entrophospora sp. SA101
Lineage: Eukaryota; Fungi; Glomeromycota; Glomeromycetes; Entrophosporales; Entrophosporaceae
Source: the annotation of a GenBank genome assembly